Molecule: messenger RNA, 1042 nt
Organism: Magnolia sinica
Lineage: Eukaryota; Viridiplantae; Streptophyta; Magnoliopsida; Magnoliales; Magnoliaceae
Product: probable galactinol--sucrose galactosyltransferase 1
Exons: 4
Coding region: 471-815 (114 amino acids)
Source: RefSeq, a predicted model, not a curated record
GAUUUUUAUAGUAGAGAUCUUUUUCUUUUCUCAAGUUUGAUACUAGAUUCGUACAUGUCUCCAUCUUCAAGCAAAUUGAUGGGUUUGACUUCAUUGCAUGGAAUUGCAUUAUCUCUAAAUACAUCUAAUGGUCCAGCUCUUCGAUGCCCGUUGUCUGUUUGAUGAAAUGCUUGACAGAAACGAUCUCUUUAGAAAAAUCCUAUUUGCGAGAUGUGGAGGGAAAGUAUUCAGUUGAAUGGUUUUUUUUUUUUUUUUCCGUGUGAAUUGGCUUCAAGGUGUUUAUUGUAUGACAUGCAGUAAUUCUAUUGGCAUCUGACUAAAAGUCUUUUUUUCCUUGAAACAGGAUCUUCUGUAUUUGGGCAGAAGCCUGGCUUUGGAGGCUUUUGAUCAACUCCAACUCAAACAAGUCCUUUUGGUAGUGCAUUUCAACAAGCACAAUUGUUCUGUCUUUCAGAUUCAAGAUCUGGUGGAUGAUACCCAGAUAUGGAAAGUCCAGCAGUGAUGUUCCUGUCAAAUCUCAGAUGCUCCUCUUGGAAGCAAGGGAAGAUUCUUCACUUAAUGACAAAACCAUCGACUCAUUUGAUGGGAAUACAUUCUGUAUACUGUUGAUGCCUGUAUUUAAUGGUGAUUUUCAAACUAGCUUGCAGGGGGAUUCUACCAACAAGCUUCAGUUCUGCGUUGAAGGUGACCCCACCAUGCGAUCCAAACAGGUUCUAGAAGUCGUUUUCAUCAAUUUAGGGAACAACCCAUUUGAGCUUUUUGAGGGAUUCUAUCAAGAUAUUAGAGAAACAAAAGGGGACCUUCAAUCACCUUGAGAAGAAGAAGGCAAACAAGAUUCAAAUUCUCAAUACAAGGAAUGUGAUUCCCUCUAGUAUGGAGCGGAUGCAUGCAUCAUGCAUGUAUACUCAUGUACAUAUGGCCGGAUCCACUACAAAACUUCAUAGGUUAAGCUUAACCCUACGACGUGAGAUUUUACUUUUCUUGCUUGGGCUAAGGAGAAUUUGAGGUUUCACUGGCUAUUAUCCAAGUUGUUCUGUGCUUA